Molecule: messenger RNA, 2118 nt
Organism: Juglans regia (Persian walnut)
Lineage: Eukaryota; Viridiplantae; Streptophyta; Magnoliopsida; Fagales; Juglandaceae
Product: DEAD-box ATP-dependent RNA helicase 20-like
Exons: 11
Coding region: 225-1751 (508 amino acids)
Cellular component (GO): ribonucleoprotein complex; cytoplasm; nucleus
Molecular function (GO): RNA binding; RNA helicase activity; ATP binding
Source: RefSeq, a predicted model, not a curated record
GCUGUCAUCUUUUUACUGGAGAUUUUCCCCACCCGAUACACUUUCACGUAGCGUUAGCAUCCCGCGCAAGACUUCCUUGAUCCUUCCUCUCCCUCGUUGCUCUUCAUCGAGCACCAGCUGGUUCUUCUUCUACUUGUUCCUAAAGCCUUCUAAAACCCUUCAUAAAUUCCCAAUCUAUUUUCUGUCAAAGUCCAUUGCGAUAACCUUGUAGCAACACUCGCAUCAUGAGCCGCUAUGACAGUCGCUCCGGCGACCCCACUUCGUACCGCGACCGCGACCGCGACCGCAGAAGCGAUUCGGGGUUCGGUGGGUCUAUGGGGUUCAGUGGCUCAAUUCGUUCCUCAUCAAGCAGGAAUAAUUAUGAAGGUGCCGAGUCACCAAGGAAGUUGGAUUUGGAUGGAUUGACUCCUUUUGAGAAGAACUUCUAUGUUGAGUCGUCAUCGGUGACAGCAAUGUCAGAAAGGGAGGUUGAUGAGUAUCGACAACAAAGGGAAAUUACAAUUGAAGGCCGUGAUGUUCCAAGGCCUGUCACGAGUUUUCAUGAUGUUGGGUUCCCAGAUUAUGUUAUGCAAGAGAUUACGAGAGCUGGCUUUUUAGAACCUACUGCCAUUCAAGCUCAAGGAUGGCCAAUGGCUCUGAAAGGCCGUGAUCUCAUUGGUAUUGCUGAAACAGGGUCAGGGAAGACACUUGCCUACCUGUUGCCUGCCAUUGUCCAUGUUAAUGCCCAGCCAAUUCUAGCUCCGGGAGAUGGCCCAAUUGUGUUAGUAUUAGCUCCAACCCGUGAACUUGCAGUCCAAAUACAAAAUGAAGCUACAAAAUUUGGUGCAUCAUCAAAGAUUAAAAACACUUGCAUAUAUGGUGGUGUUCCAAAGGGACCUCAAGUACGUGAUCUCCAGAAAGGUGUUGAAAUUGUUAUUGCUACACCAGGGAGGUUGAUAGAUAUGUUGGAAUCACAUCAUACAAACUUGCGAAGGGUUACUUAUCUUGUGUUGGAUGAGGCAGACCGGAUGCUAGACAUGGGAUUUGAGCCUCAAAUCCGAAAACUUGUUUCUCAGAUUCGCCCAGAUCGUCAAACUCUAUACUGGAGUGCUACCUGGCCUAAGGAGGUUGAACAACUUGCUAGACAGUUCCUUUACAACCCAUACAAAGUGAUAAUAGGCUCUUCAGAUUUGAAAGCUAACCAUGCCAUACACCAGCAUGUGGACAUUGUUUCUGAGAAUCAGAAAUAUAACAAAUUGGUAAAGUUGCUGGAGGAUAUAAUGGAUGGCAGUCGGAUACUGAUCUUCAUGGAUACCAAAAAAGGAUGUGAUCAGAUCACUCGACAGCUUCGCAUGGAUGGUUGGCCCGCCCUCUCAAUUCAUGGAGAUAAAAGUCAAGCAGAAAGGGAUUGGGUCCUCUCAGAGUUUAAAGCUGGCAAGAGUCCUAUAAUGACUGCAACAGAUGUUGCAGCUCGUGGUUUAGAUGUGAAGGACGUGAAAUAUGUGAUAAACUAUGACUUUCCGGGUUCCCUCGAGGACUAUGUUCACCGCAUUGGUCGUACAGGAAGGGCUGGGGCAAAAGGAACUGCAUACACUUUCUUCACAGCUGCAAAUGCCAGAUUUGCGAAGGAACUUAUUAGCAUACUGAAGGAGGCUGGUCAGAAGGUCAGUCCUGAAUUGGCAGCAAUGGGGAGUGGUGCACCUCCACCCAUAGGUCAUGGGGGUUUUCGAGAUCGUGUAAGGGGUUAUGGUGGUGGUCGAUCUUGGAGCUAAUUAAUGAAGCUUGGUGCUCUAGUAUUCUUUCGGAGGAACAUGCCAGUGGGGCCUCAGUAUCACCUAUUGAUCUUGGGGACGACGAUUCGAGGAUGGAAAAGGUGGGGGAUCAUCUUUGAUUCGUGCUGCAUGGAUGGUCGUGACUGGAGAUCCGAAUUCUUUCAUCUUCUUUAUAUAUACAUACAUAUUAAUGAAAGAAACAAAGUUGAACAGUUCACCAUUCUCCCAUUGAUUGCUAUGAAUACAAGAUACUUGUAUUUCUUAUGCACAACCAUUUGGUCCAAAUUCUUGCUCAUUUUGGCACCAAUUACUCAUUGUAUAAGCAUAUGCAAUUAUUUCUUGAUUUGUUUCUUAAACUGUCAUAUAU